Messenger RNA from Mytilus trossulus (common blue mussel), 1961 nucleotides. RefSeq lists its product as uncharacterized. The coding region runs from base 69 to 1928 and encodes 619 amino acids. The record is from RefSeq and is a predicted model, not a curated record. Lineage: Eukaryota; Metazoa; Mollusca; Bivalvia; Mytilida; Mytilidae. The transcript is spliced from 18 exons.
CUCACGACUUUUCUGAUAUACCUAACAUUCAUGUCAUUUCAUUUCUUCGCUAACUACUACACAGAAGAAUGAAGAUCCUAGUUUUGUUAACGGCUUGUCUUCUGGUGGCAGCUGAUGCCAGACCGACAAAAGAGGAGAGAUUCCUGAAAGACACAUUCCAGGGUGUAUUAGAUCAACUGAAGGUUCAACUCCAUGCCUUGGGAGGUACAUUUACAGAUACAUUUAAACAAGUUGGACAAGCUGCUGCACAGUCUGGAUCAGAUUUACUGAGUCAGGCUUUACAACAAGCAACACAACUUGCUGCAACUGGGGCAACAGAUCUUCUAACAAAUCUUCAACACACCUCAGAUCAAGAUCCAAGCAAGAGAUUUCUGAAGGAUGACGUACAACACAUAUUGUCGCAAUUGAAACUUCAGUUGAAUGCAUUAGGUGGAACAUUCAAUGAAACCUUCAAACAAGUUGGACAAGCUGCUGCACAGCAAGGAACAGAUUUGUUACACCAAGCUUUACAACAAGGAACAAAUCUUGCAGUGAAAGGAGCUUUCAAUUUGUUGACUAAUCUUGCCCACCCAGAUGGCACAAAAGCAAGCAAAAGAUUCUUGAAAGAUACAUUCCAAGGCGUUUUGGAUAAGCUUAACGAACAACUAACUGCUCUUGGACAAACAUUUAAAGAAACAUUUAAACAAGUUGGACAAGCUGCUGCUCAACAAGGAACAGAUCUGUUGAACCAAGCUUUACAACAAGGAGCACAAGUAGCUGCUAAUGGGGCAACAAAUCUUCUGACUAACCUUCAAAAUCCCGACGGAUCAAGAAAAAGGUUCUUGAAAGAUACAUUCCAAGGUGUCCUGGAUCAACUGAAGGUUCAACUCCAUGCUUUGGGUGAAACCUUUGGAGAAACUUUUAAACAGGUGGGACAGGCUGCUGCACAACAAGGAACAGAUCUACUUAACCAAGCUCUGCACCAAGGAACACAGUUAGCAGCAAAUGGAGCAACAAAUCUUCUUACUAACCUUCAACACGCAGCAGUUACGGACGAAACAAGGAAAAGAUUUUUAAAAGACACAUUCCAAGGCGUUUUAGACAAGCUUAAUGAACAACUAAAUGCUCUUGGACAAACAUUUAAGGAUACAUUUAAACAAGUUGGACAAGUUGCUGCACAAUCAGGAACCGAUCUGUUGAACCAAGCUUUACAACAAGGAGCACAGCUUGCUGCUAAUGGAGCAACAAAUCUCCUAACAAAUCUCCAAAAUCCUGAUGGAACAAGGAAAAGAUUUUUAAAGGACACAUUUCAAGGAGUUCUUGAUAAACUUAAUGAACAGCUCAAAGCUCUCGGGAACACAUUUUCAGAAACCUUUAAACAAGUAGGACAAGUUGCUGCUCAACAAGGAACAGAUCUUUUGAAUCAAGCUUUACAACAAGGAGCACAAGUAGCUGCUAAUGGAGCAACAAAUCUAUUGACAAAUCUUCAACAUCCUGAUGGAGCAAGGAAAAGAUUCUUGAAGGACACAUUUCAAGGAGUUCUUGAUAAACUAAAUGAACAGCUGAAUGCUCUCGGGGCAACCUUCAAAGAAACAUUUAAACAAGUAGGACAAGCUGCUGCUCAACAAGGAACUGAUCUGUUGAACCAAGCUUUACAACAAGGAGCACAAGUAGCUGCUAAUGGGGCAACAAAUCUUUUAACGAAUCUCCAAAACCCCGAUGCAACAAGAAAAAGGUUCUUAAAAGAUACAUUCCAAGGUGUCCUGGAUCAACUGAAGGUACAACUCCAUGCUUUGGGUGAAACCUUUGGAGAAACUUUCAAACAGGUUGGACAAGCUGCUGCACAACAAGGAACAGAUCUACUUAACCAAGCCCUGCAACAAGGCACACAGUUGGCAGCCAACGGAGCAACAGAUCUACUAACAAACCUGCAGAAAACAGAUGGAUAGACAGAUACAACAAAUUAAAAUUAUAUUAUUGAA